Molecule: messenger RNA, 4598 nt
Organism: Python bivittatus (Burmese python)
Lineage: Eukaryota; Metazoa; Chordata; Lepidosauria; Squamata; Pythonidae
Source: RefSeq, a predicted model, not a curated record
GAGAACUUUCUGCUUUGAAAGCCACAUGUGAAGACGACUUCCAGGGUGGCUGCAGGAUCAGAGCCCCUCUUCCUGCCUCUUCACACCUGCUGGCUCUGGGUAGGGGGCUUUUCCCUCUGCCUUGUGAAAGAAGGGUUUGGCAAUGUCGCUCCUUAGGAAAUCACGCAGCGUCGUUCUAUCUCCUCAGUGGCGAUUGUCCAUGCUUAUCAAAGGGCUACGUACGUCCAAGCUGGCCAGCGUCUUUUAGGUUCGGGAAGGGGAAAAAGAUCAUGUGCCUCUUCCUCCCUUCACCCUGUCCAGCAUUAAAUGUAUGGAUAUUAAAUUAGUAAACGCCGUAAUUUUGUGACAUCCCCAGCACCGGUUAGGCCAGCCUGCUAGCACUAGUGGAGCAGAUGAUAAUUGAGUUUUGCUGCCCAGAAAUCACUGUUGCAUGCGCAGUACAGAAACUGCUGUUUUUAGUUUUAGUUUAGAUGGCUUGCAAGCCCCCUUGAGAAAACUUUAUUUUAAAAAAUGGUACCAUAUAUAUUUGCAAAUAAGUGGAAAAUUUUAGGUGCCCAGAUACACCCCCAAAAUUGGGUUUGGGUUAUCCACAAGUAGAUACGGUAAAAUUUUUCUAAAGUACCUGUACAUCCCAUAUGUGCUUGUGGAUGAGCCAAUCCACAGAUAACCUGAUCCUCAGAUUUUUAACCAAAGUACCGUACCAUGAAAAAUUGAUAAUCCAUGGAUUACCCACAGAUAAGCCAACUGUGAAAAUUAAAACAUGAAAAUUUCAAGGGCCAGUUUAUCUGCAGGUGGCACAUUUUUUGCUCUAUUUUGGUUUAAAAUUUGAGUGUCGGUUUAGGCACUGUUGGAUUUAUCUGUAUGUAUAUACGCUAUAUGCAUUUUUUAAAAAUUAUUUUGAAAAAAUGGGAGUACCUCCUUCUCAAAAGACAUUGAAAGCUACCCGGUAUGAUUGUUGCACUGAAUUCCCCCCACACACAAAUUUCCCAACGUAGUUGCAAGAAAUUGUGUCUGAAACAGGCUGCUUCCAGAUGGGUGACUCCUAAGUUACCAAAUCUCUGCUUUUUCACUGUAAGCUACUAGCAGGACUGCAGUUAAUGUUCCAUGAUGGGGAAGGGGAGAACCUUCAGCCUUUUGGGGCCAGUGGGGAGCAUCUUAAGUACUUCCACAAAACAGCCAUUUUACAGAAGGCAAAGUGGAGACGUUGAAGACCAAGCAAUUUUCCAAGGGAAUUCCAAUACUUCUAUCGCUGGAGAGGAGCGUCCGACUUCCCAAGGGAGUGUAAGAGGAAGCCAAAGGGAGCCACAAUGCCCAGGGCUGCUGUGAGGAUUCUGACCUGCUCUGAACACCAAGGGGCCAAGAUCCAGUGUGUCCAGGGGGUGGAGGGGAUUCAAGAUGUUGCGGCCCCCAUUGUGAGGUGGAGGCUGCCCUGGAGACCCCAGGACCUUUUCUGCAGGGGGCUCUCAGGAGAUCUUGAGGGGGCAGGGGGAGGUGGGUCGGAGGGCCCUCUGGGGCAACUGGAAACCAGCAGGGGCCUAGAGAGAGGGGGAGCCUCCUGGGACGCGGCGCUUCAGGCUCAGGGCCAUCAUGGAUCCACCAGGCUUUGCAGAAGACGGGGAAAAAGAUGGAGAGCCAGAGACGGCGGUGUCUCUCAAAGCUUGUUUUAGCCAAGGUGGGUCUGCGGUUGCUGAUCUUAGCUCUGGUGGCAAGAAGCGACCAGCUGAAACCGCCAGGAGGAUCCCGUGGACUCGCCUCCGUGCCGUUACAAUACCGUUCUCCCUGAGGCCAACCUCAAGCUUCCCAACAGCAGGGGCAGAAGGGAAUCGGGCUGAACAGAACAGAAACCUCUGGACAGGGUAGAACGACUGGAAGCACUUCCUUUUAUCCCCGCCUUUCAGGCUUUUCCUUCAGCUCCCCAGUACCCUCCAGGCCUAUAGGAAGGAGCCCUAACAGUGGGGAAUCCUGCUGAAUUUCUUAUAAAUGGGGAAGAAUGAGAGCAACAGGUUCAGAGCACCGUUUUUUUCACAGGGCCCUCUCCCCACCCAUGGGCCCUUGGGAGAAAAAGCCAGUUUGAGGAAACUGGCACUCAGCUAAAAGAACUUCUUGCCAUUUUUCUCCCUCCCACUCGAAGCUCUGAUCUGCCAGAACGGCCUAGGAGGUUCUGACUUCCCUCCGCUUCCCCCCCAGGUCUGAAGCAUCUGCAUCACAUGCAAGAACUCUGCGAUGCCACCUUGAUCGCUGGAGGGAAGCGGUUCCCUUGCAACAGAGCGCUCUUGGCCUCCGUCAGCCCCUACUUCCAGGCAGUGUUCACAAGUGGCUUCAAGGAGUCCCGGGAUGGGGAAGUUCUCCUGAAAGACAUGGACCCCUCCGUCCUCCAGAAUCUGUUAACCUACCUCUACUCGGGGGAGCUGGCUUUCGGUUCCGGAAGCGCCGAAGACCUGUUCAUCGUGGCCAGCCGGCUCCAGCUCACCCCGGCACUGCCCCUCAUCAGCAGAUACCUCAUGGAGAGGAUUUCCCCAGAGAACUGCGUUCGCCUUUACACGCUGGGCCAUGAUCACAACCACCCCAUCUUGCUGCAUGGUGCGCUACGCUAUCUGGGCCUUCACUUUGACCUCCUCUUUGAACACAAGGACUUCCUGCACCUUGACCUCGGGGCUCUGAUCUGCAUCCUCUCCUCAGACCAUCUGGCAGUGACCUCAGAAAUGGAGGUGUUCCAGGCUGCGCAACGCUGGGUGCGGGCUGAGCCCACUGCGCGCCUCCCAGUGCUCAAGAUGCUGCUAAGGUGCAUACGCUUCCCACUCCUGACACAGGUGGAAGUUGCCCAGCUACAGGCAGAGGCAGAGAUGCUGGAUCAGCAGCUGGAGUUGCAGUGGCAGAACCUGGAUGGAGCAGGGAGGCUUCAGGUGAGCGGGGGACUCCGCCAGGGCAUGUACCAGGAAAAGAUCAUCUGCAUCAAAGUGCCCCGUCUGAGAGACAUCCUCUCUGUCAGCGAAGACAUGGACUGCUACAUGGAGUGCCUGAAUCCUGCCACCGGAUCAAGGACAAAGCUGCCGCCCUUAGAACUGGUGGCCCUCCCUGGCUGCUCAGUGCUGGAGCACAGGCUCUACAUCUCAGGAGGGAAGCACCCCGAUGGCUCGUACUCCCGUGCGCUACACGAGUACAACUCUCUAGCUGACCGCUGGAUCCAGCUCCCUGCCAUGUCAACUCCCCGGUCUGUCCACAUGUUCUUAACUUGCAAGCAGAAGCUUUUUGCCCUGAGUGGCUGGAACGAUGCGGGGCCCCUUGCAUCUGCUGAGAGCUUCGAUGUGGCUCAGAAGGUGUGGUCCCCCAUUGCCAGCCUGCCCAUCAUCCUGCGCUUUUCUGCCUCUGCGCCAUACAAAAACAAGCUCUAUUUAAUAGGUGGAGAUGCUGACUCCGACGAGGUGGUUUACAAGGGCAUCCUUAUCUACGACACCCACCUGGAUACCUGGACCCAGGUGCCGCUUGAAUUUAGUCUCCACGGGGCAGCUGCUGUCCCCAUGGAGGCUGGGAUCUGUGUCAUCGGAGGGUUCUUUUCAAGGAAGGUCACCCAACUGUACGCAAACCGGAGGUUCAGCCAACUUCUUCCAUGCACCUCGAAAUGUUUCUUCAUGCGGGAAGCUGGCAUCAUCAGCACAGAGGUCACCGUCCCUCCCCUGCCGUUGCCUCUUGCCUUUGCUGGUGCCACUUCCUUGCGAGGGAAGAUUUACGUGAUUGGAGGCGUAUGUACCUCCAGAACGCAUGAUGCCAUCUACCACUGGGGACCUGGAGAAGCUGCCUGGACUCAGUACCCAGAGAACCUCACAGGUCAAGGAACAAUUGUGCGCAGAGUGCUCAAAUGCGUGACCCUGAAGGUGGCAGAACCAAAGCUGAGCACCCUCAUGCAAGACACCUCAGCAAGCCCGGUGGCUGUUGGGCUCGCAGACCCCAAGCUCUCCUUGGAGAAGAACAAGAAGGACCAUCAUCCUCAUUCUCCUGACCUGGCACCGUUGGGAUCCUUGAGUGGUGGGAAGUUGUAGAAGCUGAAGACCGCCCUUCCCAGGGAAGAGAUACUCUCAGAUGAAUUCCUCUCGUAUUUAACUCAUUAAAAGUCCAUGUGGCCUCUCCAACCCCCUUCCUUCAGUUUCCUGCCAUAAGAAGGAAUGUCCAAGGCCAACAGGAGAGCUUUCUGCAUAAGUUUGGGGCUUCCCACACACCUUUUCCUGUGAGGGUGAGGACAGCCUUUGCAGAAACUGGCUCUGCUCAGGAGGAGGGACCACACUGGGAACCUAGAAUGUCUUUAUAUUCCAAGUGCAGAUGUGAUCACAAAGACACUCUCUGAAAACCACACAAACCUUUAUGAUAAAAGCAACACCUGGUGCGUGGAGCAGAAGAACCAGCAGCAGCUCCAGGGACAGAGCUCAGAGGUCAAUCCCAGCUUGGCUAUAGUUUGUUGCAUGCUUUGGAAGAAGGAAGAAUCUGGGUUGCUAUAUGGGGGAGGUGUCAACUAAAUCUUGAUUGCUCAAGUGGAGAGCAGAGGCACUGGAAUGGAAGUGAGGACUCCUCAAUCAUUCAUGGCCAUUAAAUAUUUAUCCCCUUCA